AUGAAUGCAGAGUGUUGCAUUUUCAAGGAGACCUUCUCAGAUGUGUGUGGACAUGUAACAACUGUCAUAGAACAUCAAUAUUUUUGUACUAAAGAUCAACACGAUCGACUUCCGGAAUUCGAUCCAUAUCCUGAUUCAUCAAAAUUAGAGAAGGGACUUCAGCUCCAUUUCGAUCAUCAUUAUGACGAAUCAUCUCGCUGGGCUGUUGCUGAUAUUGCAGACAAGACAUGGGAUCAUUUGUCGUGGAAGAUGACAAGAGCAAAGAAGAUGCUAGAUUUUUAUGACGCUGAUCAAAACCGCUACCUUUUCUCGGUAAGAGCAAGGGGUUACGGAAAGAAAGAGUCCCUUUUUGAUCCCGAGUACGUGACAUGUCUUACUAAUGACCUAUUCUAUCAUGUCAAACCUGAGAAAAUCCCAAGUGGGGAAAUCUGUUCAAUUUGUAAAGAGGCUCUCGAUUCUCCGGAGAAUCGUGUUGAAGUAGUACACAUUGUGGGCAUGAAUUGUGAAGAGGUGGCGUUGUAUGACAGAUGCUAA
Messenger RNA from Sclerotinia sclerotiorum 1980 UF-70, 534 nucleotides. RefSeq lists its product with no specific name. The record is from RefSeq and is a predicted model, not a curated record. The coding region runs from base 1 to 534 and encodes 177 amino acids. Lineage: Eukaryota; Fungi; Ascomycota; Leotiomycetes; Helotiales; Sclerotiniaceae. The transcript is spliced from 4 exons.